This is a messenger RNA of Ruditapes philippinarum (Manila clam), 1952 nucleotides long. RefSeq lists its product as uncharacterized. The transcript is spliced from 4 exons. Bases 150 to 557 code for a protein of 135 amino acids. NCBI's taxonomy places the organism in Eukaryota, Metazoa, Mollusca, Bivalvia, Venerida, Veneridae. The record is from RefSeq and is a predicted model, not a curated record.
AAAUAAACAAUAUAUUAACGAAUAAACGUGCAUGAUAUCAGACGGACUUUCAAAUAAACAGGAAAUUGGGGGAAAUCAGUGAUUGACAUAUAAAGUUACAUAUUACAGAGUUAAAAUAUUUUACUUAAUAGGCGUAAAAUGUUAAAGAAAUGCCAGUACAAGAAGAAAAAGAUAUACUCAAAGAAAUGACGAGUGAAACAGAAGUACACGUACACGAAGGAAUUGCGAGUGAAAAAGAGGCAUAUAGGGACGUUGCGAGCGAAGAAACACAAGACAAAGCUGUUGAUACACAGCCAAAAUUGAACAAAGACAAACAUGAAGAGAAACGAUUUCAUUUGACAAGAGUACAGGCGGAGAUACUUGCCUGGGUUGUCAUAUGUUGCGGCUGCUUUCUUCUUGGAUGCUGUGCUCUAUCAUUCGCAUGCCAGGCAAAGGAAGCUGAAGAUGAUAACGAAUAUAAGAGAAGAUUAGUUUGGUCAACGAGGUGCGGGAUUGCAAGUCUUAUUGUCACUAUUACAAGUUGGCCUUUAGUUGCUUUAUUAAUUUAUUUUACUUAAAUACUUGGCUGCUUGAUACCUUAUAAACUCUUUAAAGUUACUUAAUUUGUUUAACAUUAAAGAAACCAUGAACAAGACAUAAAUUCCAUGUAUCAUGUAUUUGAAGUGAUUGUCGAAACUACGGUCCUUAAAACAGUCUGAUUAACACAACAUUCUUUGUUUUGGAUAUGUUGCGCAUGAAUGUAGCAUAUAAGCUGCCUUAACACUAAGUGUUCUCAUUUUAAAUGUAAAAAAAAAACGUGUCUAAAUCUCUCGUAUCAUUUUUAGAUGUAAACGUUUCUUUAGACGAAAACAAUAUUAUACAUACUGAUAUACAUGUUAAAGAGACAGAUAAUCAUCAGUAUUUAGAAUACUCUUCCUGUCACCCAGUGUCUUGUAAAAAUGGUAUUCCGUACAGUCAAGGAAAACGUUAUCGCCGUAUCAUUUCUGACGAUAAUGUUUUCAACGAUUCUUUACAGAAUUCAAAGAAAGAAAUUAUCCUAUCAAUGUUAUUGAUACUGCACUUAGUAAGGUUUCAUGUCUAACACAAGAUGAGGCCCUGUGCACUAACAACAAAACAAGUGAUGGCAGUGUAAUUCCCUUUGUUGUUGAGUAUAACCCAACUUUACCUAAUAUUAGUAAUAUCAUUAAAAAGUAUUGGGAUUUACUUCAACUUUUAAGUAAAUGUUCUGUGCAAAAGCUUCAUGAAAGUAAACCUUUGGUUGCAUUUAAAAGACCUAAAAAUCUAAAAGACAUUCUCGUUAAUUCUAAUGUUAGGUCUAAUAACAAAAAUGUGAAAUGUUCAUCCAAAUGUAAUAGAAGUAGAUGUACACAUUGCAGCUCUAUUAUUGAAAGCAAUAUAUUUAGUAGUACUAAUAUUCCUGGUAAGAAUUAUCAUGUAAAUAACAAUACUGAUUGUUCUACGAAAAAUGUUAUAUAUCUUGUCACUUGUGAUAAAUGUAAAGAGCAAUAUGUUGGUCAAACAAAGCAACAAGUGUCUAAACGCAUGAAUAGCCAUAGGUUUGAUAUCAACAAUUUUUCCGAUCCGUUAUUUUGAACCAAUGUCGCUACACACUUCAAUAAAACUAAUCAUUGUAUUAAGGAUUUUAAAUUAAUGCCCAUAGAGAUUGUCUCCGAUGAUAUGGAACGCUUAUUAUAAGAAUCAUACUGGAUUCAUAAGCUUAACACAUUAUCUCCUUAUGGCAUGAAUGCAAAAGUUUUGUACAAUAUAUAACUUUGUCAUUAUUGAGCCGGUAUACAUAUACAUGUAGUAUGUUUUUUCUCAUAUCAAGGUUUUUUUUAUUAUUAUUAAUUAUGAGAAUUUUUGUAUCACAUGUGCAGAUCCAUAUUAUAUGUGUAAUUUAUUGUAUAUUGCUGUAUUUAUAUUCAUGAAAGAUUCUGUAUUUAUUUGACAAA